Phytomonas sp. EM1 is the source of this 1659-nucleotide messenger RNA. NCBI's taxonomy places the organism in Eukaryota, Euglenozoa, Kinetoplastea, Trypanosomatida, Trypanosomatidae. The record is from the annotation of a GenBank genome assembly.
AUGGAUCCACAGGUGAUUGAGUAUCGGCAAUUCCUCGAACAUUGGAAAAAAGACGCCGGUGGAGGAAUCUCAGAUGGUGAGUUGGAUUCAUUCUUUUAUGAUUUGCCGCCCUCGCUUCCGUUCACGAUAAGGAAGAGCUUUCGGCCGCACGAAAUCUUUACGGGGCUCUACCUCGGUGGGUUUCGUGACGUGCUGCCCAUUCAAACGCUGAGACAGAAAAUAUGGAAUGAGUCUGCCCGACGUGUGAGCCCCCACGACAGCACUCUUCAAAUUAUGGAGGAUUCUUCGCAGAGGAAAAGUACGGGGAGGUUGAGAUCCGGAUCACUACGUGAAAAGAAGGAAAUCAAAGGUGAAGAGGUGCCCAAGGGAGCGGAGGCCGUGCGGCGAGAGAUUCCGGAGGAGGCGAAGCUUCCUUUGCCCGCGGCAUCGUGUUCUUUACCCGCUUUGGAUGUCUCCCGGGAAACUCCGUCGCCGAGGCCUCACGAGCUCUACCUUUUAGUUUCCGCCUGCGCUACGCUGCUUCCGUGCGCGCAGCUCGAGCUAAUGCGGCUGGAGCCGCUGGAGGGCUCUUCAACGGCGAAUCAACCCCACGUCCCGCGAAGCAACAUAAGGCAACACGUGGAAAAACUGCACCGCGUAGGGGGGGGGUUUGGCUACGCCUGCCGCAGCUUCAGGCUGAGUGAUAUUCGCGAACAGAUCCGAACCCUUUUCGAGAUCGAUGCCGCGGAGCAGCCGACCACGCUAACGAGUGGCGCGCCGUCAUCCUCCUCCGCGAAUCGGGCGAUCGACGAUUCGUCGAAGGAAACGGCGUCGAAUCGCGUAGAGGGGGCGUAUCUUUCCCAGAAGCGAAUUGCACGGCGGUUUUUUGAUUGGAUGGAGCGCGUCCGAUGCGAUGUGGUAGCAUCGCAUGCUGGCUCCAAUGCUUCGUUUAAGAACCACCAAGGUAGUGAGAAAUCUCAAAAUUAUUCGUCCGAUAAAAAGGAAAAACACCUUUUUUACUGGCGGAUUGCGCUACCAGUUUUCGAUAAUGAGAAUGCGUCCAUCUCUCAAUACUUCAGCGUCGUAUCGUUCAUUAUUUUUGCCGUGCUUACCGCAUCCGGCACCGAAUUAACGAUCGGUGAACGUUUGUCGAACGCCAAUGAUGCCGCGCUCCGGAAGUCGAGCGACCCACAAGAGGAGACGAUUUUGGACGAGGAUCGCCCAGUGGAUCCUUCUGAAAUCGCUUCACAUUGCAAACGAGCGGAGGGGGAUUUGCGUGUUAGCGCGGCAAGGGGGAGGCCUUCGGUGGUGGUUCACUGUGCGGCGGGGAGGUCGCGGUCGACGACGGUGGUAGGGGCUUUUCUUCUCAGCCUCUGGCUGGAGGGAUGGCGGCGCCAUCCCGGCGCAUCGAAAGCCCAUCAUCCGACACCGAAGACAGCUCUCGGCGAAAUAAAGAAGACGACGUCGACGCUAGCCGAGGAAUACGUCAAGGUAACUAUCGAUUACAUGCAAAGCAUCCGGCUGUGUGCGCGCCCGAACCCAGGUUUCGUCAGGCAGUUGAAGAGCUACACCAAGGCUCAACUGCUUAGCAGCAAGCAUUCUCUUCAUCGUCAACCUACAGGCUUUGAGCAGGAGGAUGGAUGCCCCGCAUUAAUCCCAAAGACGAUUUCUUUUACCUAA